This is a messenger RNA of Eubalaena glacialis (North Atlantic right whale), 1599 nucleotides long. It is a transcript of the gene SGO1, whose product is annotated as shugoshin 1. Gene Ontology annotation, cellular component: nucleus; chromosome, centromeric region. The record is from RefSeq and is a predicted model, not a curated record. Gene Ontology annotation, biological process: meiotic chromosome segregation. NCBI's taxonomy places the organism in Eukaryota, Metazoa, Chordata, Mammalia, Artiodactyla, Balaenidae.
AUGGCCAAGGAACGAUGCCUCAAAAAGUCCUUUCAAGAUAGUCUUGAAGACAUAAAGAAACGAAUGAAAGAGAAAAGGAGUAAAAACUUGGCAGAGAUUGGCAAACGAAAGUCUUUGAUAGCUGCGCCAUGCCAAAUAAUGACCAACACUUCUACACUGCUAAAAAACUACCAAGACAACAACAGAAUGUUAGUCUUAGCUUUGGAAAAUGAAAAGUCCAAAGUGAGAGAAGCCCAGGAUAUCAUCUUACAGCUGAGGAAAGAAUGUUACUACCUCAUGUGUCAGCUGUACACACUGAAAGAAAAACUUACUUCACAACAGACAGAAGAAACUGCUCAGGACCGGGAAGUAUGUCCCUCUGGAAUGGACUCCAGUAGCGACAGCAACUCCAGGAAUUUACUCGUGGAGGAUUUACCGCAAGUUCCUCUUCAGGACGCUGACUUUCCAGGACAAGAAGAAUUGUUCCAAAUAGAAGAGCCAACACCUACUAUUUCUCAAGACAGACUGGGAUUCGAUUUGGAUUCAGGUGAAGAUAAGUCAACUGAUAAUGUCUUACCUAGAACUGUAUCUCUCCGUCGCAGUUUAAAGAAACAUGUCAACAAUCCAUGUCAGUUCAAUGCCUUGGAUGAUUUUGGAAUCAGUCAUUUGUCAGAGCAGUCUUUGGAAUUGGAAAGAAUUAGAUUUGUAGAGUCACCAGUAAACACGCACAUACCUGAAAAUGUAGAACAAAAUUUUUAUCAAUGGAACAAGGAUCAAAUUUACUUAUCAACAAGGCUAAUUCACCCAGGACAAUCUACUAAAACAAAAGAAGACAUUUUAGAGUAUAAAUUAGACCAAACUAAAAGUAAGCACAGAGCUGCCCAAGGAAGAAAAAGAGAAGAGAAAAGAAAAGCUAACAAAAGGAAAAAAUCAAAAUCUGUCUCAAAGUAUAAAGGGAGCAAAAGUGAAUAUAAAAAAACUGUUUCCCAAAAAAAGUUGGAUAAAUCUGUCACCUCCAGUGAUGCUUACAAUUUUAAUUUGGAAGAGCGUGUUCAUCUCACUCCUUUCCGACAAAAAGUGAGCAAUGAUCCUAAAAGAGAAGAAAACAACAAUGAAUCUGAAGUGAGCAUCUGUGAAUCAAGUGGUUCAGGAGAUGAUUCUGAUGACCUCUAUCUGCCCACGUGCAAGUACAGUCAAGAUCUCACCAGUGAAUCGGAUAGCAGUGCAGUCACCAGGCCUCGAUCUAAAAGAGCACUGAAACAUAGGGGUGAAAAGGAGACAGAGGGUUCUGAGCCAACAAAAACUCCUCCUAGUGCACUACCUGAAACUCACCAGUCACCUCAUUUUCGCCUGAAGGAUAUCACAAACGUCCCCUUGUAUCCUGUAGUGAAAACCAGAAAACUUUCUCUUUCUCCAAAAAAGAAUGUAGAAAGCCCACCAGUGUCUUUGCAUAAACGUAGGUGCACAGCCAGUGUGAACUAUAAGGAACCCACGCUCGCUUCGAAACUGAGAAGAGGGGACCCUUUUACAGAUUUGUGUUUCUUGAAUUCGCCUAUUUUUAAGCAGAAAAAGGAUUCCAGACGCAGUUCUAAAAAAAAAAGCAUGAAGCAAGUACAAUGA